Molecule: messenger RNA, 453 nt
Organism: Danio aesculapii
Lineage: Eukaryota; Metazoa; Chordata; Actinopteri; Cypriniformes; Danionidae
Gene: cenpx
Product: centromere protein X
Exons: 5
Coding region: 49-294 (81 amino acids)
Biological process (GO): kinetochore assembly; resolution of meiotic recombination intermediates; DNA repair
Cellular component (GO): Fanconi anaemia nuclear complex; FANCM-MHF complex
Molecular function (GO): protein heterodimerization activity
Source: RefSeq, a predicted model, not a curated record
GGGACAGCCAGUGACUCACAUGAGCCUUCAUGACGACACCCUGACAGAAUGGCGACCGCGGGAAAUGAAGUGGUGUUUAAAAAGGAAACUGUUGCUAAACUGUUAAGUCGCUCCUUCAGAGAGGACAAAACCAGAGUCAGUAGUGAUGCUGUCGUCCUUGUGGCGGAGAUGUUGAAAGUGUUUGUUGAAGAAGCGACACGGCGAGCGGUCAAACAGGCCAGCAGCGAGGACUGUGACACAGUCACUAUUGAGCACUUUGAAAAAAUUCUGCCGCAGUUGCUUCUUGACUUUUAGUUAAGCAGAGGGGCCAGCAGAUGGCGACCUAAACCAGCUCUCCUCAACUGAACAUCCUGAACCUCUCUUCUUUUGGAAAUGUAGCAAUCGUAUCAGUGUCUUAUUUGAUGGUGUGCAUGUGGUAAAUAUUUGACUAAUAAAAAAUUAUUAUUGUUUGAA